AUUUUGCUGCCGCAAUAUUAGUCUCCGAUUUUCCACUGUGCUCAUAUCAUAUAACUAUCAUCGUGAAAAUUGUGCUAGUUGGACAAAUUGUGCCUACCUAAUUUUGUGAAAAACAAAUAGUAUUAUAAAGAUGUUAAAACUAGAAAUGCCUACAUUGGGAGAAAUAUUAGAAGAGGCUGGAGGAAACGAAGAACUUUUAGAAGAGCUACUGGAUAAAUUUCGACUAUGGCUGAAACAGCAACUUCAUCUUCCUCAAGAUAUCUCUGAACAACGAUUAAAGGUCUACAUUUACAGUGCAAAAUUUAAUUUAGAAAAAGCCAAAAGACGCUUAGAUUUGCAUUAUACUCUUCGUAAUCUGGUUCCGGAAGUUUAUAGCAAUCGUGACCCGUUGUCCGAUAGUAUAACGCAAAUAAUUAAAUGUGUGCAAUGGAUACCUCUACCGAAGUUAACACCAGAAAAUUUUAGAAUAUUUGUUUGCCGAUUUUUACAUACCGACAGCUCUGUGUUUGAUGUUUAUGCAACUGUAAAAUAUUUUUGCAUGAUAAUGGACACGCGUAUAGAGGAAGAUAUAGUUAAUUCUGAUGUUUUCAUUCUUGAUUUUACCAAUUUAACUCUUGGUCAUAUUUUGAAGCAUACACCACCUAUAUUAAAAAAAAUCGACGUUAUCUUGGAAGCAUACGGUACAAGAAUUAAAGCACUUCAUAUGAUAAAUGCACCAAAUUAUGUCGAUGUCUUAAUAACAUUAUGUAAAUCAGUGAUGAAGCCAAAACUUACUAAAAGAAUACAUAUUUAUACAUCUGGAGCAGAAUCAUUAUACGCACUUAUACCAAGAUCUAUUUUACCAGUAGAUUUUGGCGGUGAACAACCAUCACUGGAUACUAUAGCAGAUAUGUGGAAAGCAAAAUUGAUGCAACGAAGAGAAUGGUUCCUGGAACAAGAAAAAGUUAAAGUUAAUGAAUCUCUCCGAUCAAAUUCUGUAAUAAAACCGGACGAUGUAUUUGGAGUUUCGGGAACAUUUCGAAAAUUGAACAUUGACUAAUAUGAACAUAUUUUUGUGGAUAUAAAUAAUAAGGCUGAUAUUAUCAGAUAUAUAUAGAGAUACACAUACACAAACUAUUACAUAUAGUGUGAGGAAUUAUUAGAAAUUAAUAUCCAUAGAAUAAAAUUAAAAAAUCUUAUUGCCACGUAGAAAACAAAAAUUGUAACGUAUAAUAGUAGAAUAUUAUUUAGGAACAUUAUCAUAACAAAUGAUAAAUACACGUCAAAUUACACACAAAAAUGGUGUUGCAAAAUAUAUGCGCAUACAUUCUAGUAAAGAUAUUGUAAAUGAUAACAUAUGAAAAAUCACUUAUCAUAAUACACAUAUUAUAUGGCAAUAUUUUCAGUAAUCUUCAAAAAUCUCUUUCUUUCUUAAAAAAAUUUUUUUUUGAUCUUUGAAAAGCACUGUCUAAUUAUGAGCAAAUAAUCUCCUGUUACUUGCUAUUUUUAAUAACCAUAUAUCGAAUUUUUAACCAUAGACAUUUUUAUUGUCAACCGACACACGUGGAUGGUAAACAGAUAAAUGCUCGAUAAAACACGAUUGAACAUAUAGUUCCAAGACUAUCGAUGUUGUCGACUAUAUUUCGACAGCGAGACAAGGGCAGCAUUGUCGAGAGUGAAAGGGGAUUGUAUGUUAUAAGUAUGUUCAAGUCCUGAGGGAGUAGACAGUGAAGUCAGAAGCACGAUAAUAGGGAUAAUAAAUGGCCUCGGACUACUCUUUGCAAUUCACCUUUGGCUCGCGCUGAAACCUUUCGAACAGGGACAUGUACCAUUCUGAAACCGUAAUAUUGGCCUUUAUUAAUAUACGAUAUAUUAUCAAUUUGUUACUGUGUGUAAAGUCGUACAUAAAUGUAUAAAACGUAACGUCAUUUCUCGUAAAAUAUUUAAAAAAAUAAUAUACAUUUGCAAUGUUAAUAAAAAUGUUAAUAAAAAAUUAAUUUAUAUAUAAUACAUACACAAGAUAAUUAUAUGUGCAAAUAAAUAAUCUUUUAUAUAUGCAUAUGUAAAACAGAUAUUAGGUGACAGAUAAUUAUAAAGCACAUUUAUAUUCAUAAUAAUUCACACGAAAGUAACAUUAAUUCAUAAAAUAUUAUGUAUAAUAAUAUUAAGCAUAUCUCU
Cataglyphis hispanica is the source of this 2157-nucleotide messenger RNA. Its product is annotated as retinol-binding protein pinta-like. The record is from RefSeq and is a predicted model, not a curated record. The coding region runs from base 131 to 1039 and encodes 302 amino acids. The transcript is spliced from 8 exons. NCBI's taxonomy places the organism in Eukaryota, Metazoa, Arthropoda, Insecta, Hymenoptera, Formicidae. Gene Ontology annotation, cellular component: membrane. Gene Ontology annotation, molecular function: phosphatidylinositol bisphosphate binding.